AUGUGGUUCAUCGGUGACAAUCACAAUUCCGGUGAAAUGCACGAUGACGCUUUCUUGAGAGAACUCCUCGGUUCCACCCAUUGGUUCGAAAUGCCAGAAGGAACCGAAGAAGUGAACUCUUCGGACGAGAUUCCUCGGACCGAAAGCAAGUGCACGGCUCCAGAACUCGAGCACUUGAACGAAGUUAGCGAGCGUCUGCGCGAAAAACUUCCGAAAAUCCACUUCCACAUGUUUCAGCAGAAUGGGCAACGUUGCUGUGUUCGAUUGGGACUGAAGGGCUCACAAGUAGCUGUGAAAGGUAGCGAGGUGUUCAUAGCUCGCAUUCCAAAGGAUGUCUUCGAAGAUGAACUCGUACCUUUGUUCAAUCGAGUCGGAGAGAUAUGCGAAUUUCGUCUAAUGAUGGAUUUCUGGCGCUUACCUGAACUAUACUAUAAUGCCAUACAUUGCAUGAAUCGUGGCUACGGUUUCUGUCGCUUCUCCAACUGCGAGGAUGCAUCUCAGGCUGUACAAGAGCUGAACAAUUAUAGAUUUAAAGAUAGCCCGAGUCCACUUGGGGUUGUGCUAUCCAAGGAUAAUUGCAGAUUGUACAUUCGCAAUAUCCCGAAAACCAUGACGUUCGACGACUUCUCGACUGCAAUACAACGACUAACCAAAGGAGUGAGGGAAGUGAUACUUCUGCCCUGCAUUUUCGAUCGUAGCAAGAACCGAGGCUUUGCAUUCGUGGAAUACUGUUCACACAAGGAAGCUGCGAUGGCGAGGCGAUCUCUCACCAACUCCAGUGGCAACAGGACCAUCCAGGGUUCAGUGUUAUUCGUGGACUGGGCUGAGCCUGAACGCGACGUUGAUCCCGACACAAUGAAAACGGUUAAAAGCAUUUUCGUGAGGAACCUUUCCCCAGAGCGAACGAGCGAAUACAUAACCAAGGGCUUCGCUCAUCUGGCCGGUGUCCAACCCCUUCACGUUUGGAAGAAUCGGGACUUCGCAUUCGUGAAUUUCGCCGAACGCAGCCAAGCGGAGUUGGCCUUGAAUAACGCUUCAGUGCCCGGUAAACUGGGUGAGCAAGUCUUU
Molecule: messenger RNA, 1068 nt
Organism: Notodromas monacha
Lineage: Eukaryota; Metazoa; Arthropoda; Ostracoda; Podocopida; Cyprididae
Source: the annotation of a GenBank genome assembly